Lasiosphaeria miniovina is the source of this 13549-nucleotide messenger RNA. RefSeq lists its product as uncharacterized. The coding region runs from base 259 to 13284 and encodes 4341 amino acids. Lineage: Eukaryota; Fungi; Ascomycota; Sordariomycetes; Sordariales; Lasiosphaeriaceae. The transcript is spliced from 4 exons. The record is from RefSeq and is a predicted model, not a curated record.
CGGUCUCGAAGGCGCGCAAAUAUUGGCCCCGUUUAGAUCGAGAAACCUAGGUUGCAACCGAACAGGGCAAAGAUCAGCCAAUAGUACGAUGCAGUCUUUGGGUCUAGACGCGGCCGAGAUGAUUCAAGCGCUGCUUUAUAUGGAGACAUUGUUGGACGCGACACGCCAUGCCAGGCCCAAACUCUGCUUGUCCCCAUCGCCCGGGGCCGCUGGAGACCUUCGCUAACCUGACCUCUUCAUCCUCAUGGACGCCCCUUGAUGCGCUUGUUUCUCUGUUGUGUUCGCCCGAGGAGUCAAGUUGGAGAGACAGCUACGACGCACGGCGGCGACACUGGCAGCGUGCCCGUCCAAGAGCCCACGCCCACGCCCACGCCGACGCCGACGCCCACGCCUACGCCGACGCCCACACCCACCACGUCCCACGAGCCUCGGCCAGGCCAGGAUAAUACUAAUACCAAUAGAGACACCAAUAGAGACGGGCAAGAGAACCCGGCCCCAGCACUGCCCACGAUGGAUAUCCAAGACCCAGCGCCAGCGCCAGCACCAGCGCCAGCACGCAAUCUUCCCAUCCUCCAUGUCGUCUACGCCGGCCGCGGCGACUCGUUCUAUGUCGAGUACCAGCCCACCGGAGGAGCCGAGAGCAAGCUCUUUGUCGUCGACGGCGGACCCAGGGGCUAUGGAGGCGCUGCCACAAAAGCCGGCGAGGGGAAGAAGAAGAAGAAAGGACCCGGCAAUUUCCUCGGCGUCGGCAAGACGACCCGCGCCCGCCCCUACUGGCGCAUGUUUUUCUCGGCCGGCAAGCAGAUCUGGUACGACGACAUGGGCCGCCUUGCCACCUCCAAGUUCCAGCUCGACGCCAUGUUGAACACGCACCUGCACGAAGAUCACGUCGAAGGCAUGAUCGACAUGGUCACCAUGGUCCCGUCCGAAUUCCUGGGCCUCGAUACGGGCUUUAUCGUGCCCGCUCUCGACAAGUCCCAGGCCUCCAACAUCAAGAGGUUGUGGAAUUCCAUCUGUGCCGGAACUCCAGGCCUCACGCUUCCGCCGACGCCCCAAAUCCCAGGCGCCUCCAUCACGACAUGGGACCGUUCAUUGUUUGGCGGCGGCACCAUCGAGUACCCGCCUAGAGCGAGGCCCCAGGUCAGGGUCAACACCGACUAUCCCGACGUCGUCCUCCCAAACGAUACCCCGCUGAGCGACGAGGUCGUAGAGGUGGCCGACCCUCGCGACAAGCCUCCCCUCAUCUGCCUCAGACGGCCAGAAGACAUCGGGAACAAUCCUCAAGCCCUGGCCGAGGCCGUCUUGGUUCGUCAAAUCCAACAGACCAAGGACUAUCUCAAGGCGCUCGGCAGCUACGUGGGCACCAAGGACAGCAAGGACCCCAACCUGACCUCUCUCCUAGUCCACGUGCCGGCUGCUGCAGGAAACGUCAAUGGGGGCAUAUACCUGACUGGCGACAACACGGGCAAUGUCAUCCACCAAUUCAUGAGAAACGACCAAAACGGCAUCAACCUGCCCCGCCACUUCAGCAUCUACAAGCUCCAGCAUCACGGGAGCCAUCACGAUGCGCAGUAUUAUGUCGAAACCCAAUCUGCAAAAGACAAGGUCGACGACGGAGUCAUGGGGCAAAUCGUCCUGCUGAUGACUUUGCUGGCGGCCAGGGUGAAUGUAGGCCCAAAUGGCGUAUCCAAGGAAAAGAGAAGAGAGCUGCUCGGCGGCAGAGCCAUCGCCCUACUUGCAGGCAAGGCUGUCAAGGGCUUCAGCGAUGACGACAUGGAAGACGAUGACGAGCAAGGCCAGGGUAACGCAGGCAACGGGAAUGCAGGCGGCAACGGAAAUGCCGGCGGCGGCAUCGAUCAAGAAGAUAGUAGCGACGAAGACGGUGACAACGACAACGACAACGGCGACGGCGACAACGACAACCCGGACGAUGGGCAGAGCAGCGAUGACGACGCGGCUGGCGGCGCUCAGGGGAACCAGCCCAAUGACGGUCCCGCCCUCCAGGUCGAGAGAUCCAAGGCAUGGGAAGGAUGCAGGCUCCUGGUCGACCAGAUCAAAACCAUGACGGCAGAUGAGGGUGUAUACGUCGACAUGGGGCCAGAUGACGACUGGACUCCCGUCUUCGCGGUAGUGGUGAACGAGCUCGUCAGAAGAUAUGAGGCGUUUAAAACGGGCGCCAUUGCCGGGGAAAAGCUCGAGGAGGGAGACGCCAUCUCGGAACCGAACGACCCCAGCGCCCGCCUGCUGGAUCCCUCCCUAGUUUGGGCGACGCUGGUCGGCCGGAUUUACGACUGGGGCGGACUCGAGAAGGAUCCGAAGCGGAAGAUGUUUUGGCACGACAAGUCUUAUGUGACGGCCCGUAGCAGCGGCCGAAAGAAGGUGGUGGCGGAGAAGCGCGAAGAGCAGAAAGACAUGGACCUUUACCUGGGAAGAAAGAAGAGACAUGACGAAACGCAGGAGGGAAAGGACGUGCCAGCCAACGCCAAGACCAAGGCGUGGUGGGAAUUAUCGGACGCGGAGGACGAUGAGGACAAGGAGGGCGAAGACGUGGUAGACGACAACAUCACAAAGUCCAAGGUUCGACAAAAGGCCCAACAAAAGACGGCAGUCAAGACGCAGCAGGCGGCCAUUCUCCACGGCGAUUUCCUCGAGUGGUGGCAGCUAUGGUGGACCGGCAAGCAGGCGACGGACCGCUCGGGCAUCUGGUUCAGACGCUUCGACGGAUAUACGCGGCUCCAGAACAUCAAGGCCUUCUUCCGCUCCUUUUCAGCAGAUGCCUACGUGGCUAGCGCAAACUACCAGAGCUGGCGGUCGCAUCCUCACCCACACCCAGAGACGCUCGCCGGUCUUGCAGCGGCGCUGAAGGCCGACCAGCGCAGUGCCACAGUCUACAUUACCAACCCAUCGAGUUUCAAGAAGCGCCAGUUUGAAGACUGUUGCCGGCUCCUCAACGAGGACCCGGACGACCUGCUCAGGGACGUGCUGUUCCUCCGCUACCCCCAGAUCCGCCACAUGAUGAGUCUGACGGGCAAUCCGCAGAUUCCGAACGACGUGUACCGAGAUGUGCCCCGGAAUGGUCUUCUCUACGGCACUCUAAGAGCCCCGGGCGGGAGCUUUGCACAGAACCUGCACGAUGUCUACCGCGACGAUCCCAACCGCUGCACUCUGAGUAUCAACGACAAGCAGCUGCCGGCCAACGUCGCCGACACAUUCGAGGAGUGGAUAAAGAAACGCCACGAGAGGCUGGAAAAGAACGGCGCGUGGGAUGCCCUGUUGCCCUCGAUCGCCACCAUGUACCACAUCAGGCGGUCCGACCUCCCCACGUCGUGCCUCAACGUGCCGCCCCCUGAUGCGAACCAGCCUGCUGGGCCUGUGCGGCCAGUAGUAGGCCCGGAGCCGGUCCGCGUUCGCGAGCCGUGGGAAGGCGAGGACGUCGAGGACAGAAACCUGCUCUUUCUCAGCGCCGGCGCCGAUUCGACCGACCGCCUGACCGUCCGCGUCAAGACGGACUGGGCGAGCGCGGCAGCAGUCCGCAAGUACACCAUCACCUGGUUGGAGCCGGACGUGAACAAUGCCCAACUGAGCGUCGCGUGGGGCAUGUACAUGGUGCCCAAUAUGCUCGGGGUCCUAACGCCGUACAAGGUCGCAGAGGCCGAGGCGCUGCAAUACAAAGCAGUGACGUGGGAAUUCGAGCCCUUUAGAGCUUUGGCGCCGGCUGUCAACCCGCUUGCCAUCAACAACGUGAACAUGAUGAUGAACUUUGCCAAUCUCUCGGUUUCGGCCGACACGGUGGCGCCCAUGAACCGCGUCUAUGCCGUCCCAGACGACGGCUCGUUUGCGGCUACAGCAGCAGACAUGGACGCGGAGGCCACGUCGCAGUCCCAAUCCAACGCGGCCGCCGAAGACCUCGUAGCAGAAACAUCCGCCCUCGUCACGACCGUCUCCGACAUGGACGCCUCUGCCGAAGAACCCGUCGAACUCAUCACCGCUGCCGAAGAACCCGUCGAAUUCAUCACCGCCACCGCCAACGCCACCGCCACCCCUACCCCUAUCACUACCACUACCCCUAUCACUACCACUACCCCUAUCACUACCACUACCCCUGUCACUACCACUACCCCUGUCACUACCACUACCCCUGUCACUACCACUACCCCUACCCCUACCACUAACCCUACCACAACCACAACCACUGACCCUACCACAACCACAACCACAACCACGGACAAGCGCAGCAAGAAACCCCCCAAACAAAACUCAACCCUAGCCAUAAUAAAACACUCGCUCAAGACGGGCAAGAAGACCGACGUGGCCCCGCGCAGCAGCUUCGACCGCUUCUUCGCGGCCGCGCGCCUGGAAAAGAAAGACAUGGCAACCGCCGGCGCGGCGCUCGACGCCAUCCUGUCGGCCGCGUCGUCCAGCGCCGCGGACCUGGACCUCACCGACGCCCACGAGCAGCAGCUGCUGUCGUACGCCGUCGACUACGACGCCGCGCUGCAGAAAUCCUGGAUCAGCUACUCGGACGACGGCAUCGCCGUCACGCCCAACCGCGCGCUGAUGCAGCUGAUCCCGUCCCCCGCGGCGCUGAGCUUGCCGGGGGGGGGGACCGCGAGCCAAGUGACCGACGCCAAGAUGCUGCUCGAGUUCGGCGUCGACCGCAGCCUGCGUGUAGCGCUGGUCGCGGCGACCCGGGAGAAGAAGGGCCGCCUGGAGACGCUGAGCGAGCUGCGCGUCGUCAAGGUGCUCGCCGACGCCGUCGGCCCGGCGCGGCUGGCUAAGGCGCUGAGCGGCAUGGGCGUGCCCGACGACAGGAUGGCGACCCUGACCGUGGUCGACACGCUGGCGCUGCUGCUGGCGAGCGACGCGGCGGCCGCCGAGAUGGUGUUCGAUCGCGUGCCCGUGCCCAUGGUCAUGCUGGAUGGGUUUGCCGACCUCAAGCCCGACUGGCGGCUGUCGGUCGGCGAGGCGCGGUACACGGCUACGGGCCAGGUCUACGUCGAGACGGCGAGGAUUGUCUACGACCUAGGCGGGACGGCCGGGAUCGGCUUCGACAUGGGCGGGUUUGCCGUGAAGCUGAAGGACGUGUGGAUCGACGUGGCCGGGCCGAGAUUCGCAAACGAGACGGUCGUCAUGUAUGCGACUGCUGUCUUCGGCGCGGGCGGUGCUGCGCAGGCCGAGGUGCAGAUGACCAUGGAUAUGUCGGACGUGGACGACGAGGUCUUGGAUGUCACGUUUCUGGUCGGCGGCGCGACGUCGCUGGCCGAUAUCGCCGAGAUGCUGGGGAGAGGGAAAGGGGGGGCGCAGAUGGGGGACAGCCCGGUGCCGUUCAGUGGCGGGAGCGGAAAGCAGGACGUCGGCCCCGAGAAGCUGCCCCUGACGCCAGGGUCGCUGGGGUUCGUCGUCCGACAGCACCCCGUGUCGUACGCGGCUGGCCGCUACACGCUGGACCGGGUCUUCAUGGCCGCAGAUCUCCAGGGGUGGCGGGAGUUUCUUCCCGCCGGGUUUCCAAAGGCUAUCAAGAACAUCACCGUCCAGGUUGACGUGGCAUCGCCCUUCGACUCGCAUCAGCGCCGCGUGCGGACCGAUGUCGUAUUCGACCUCGAGCUGACCGUCGCCGACCAGACGGUCCGCCACGUCGGGGCUUCGUUGUCUGCUAUUCCGCUCGUCUACCGCGGCGACUACGAGUACCGCCUCGACAUCGACGCUAGCUCCACGGGCUUGUCGCUCGCCGAGAUUACCGAGGUUGUCGGUCUCGACAAGGUGGUCUCGGGGGUGACGGAAAAUAUACCCUUCAUCGCAGCCGCGCUCGAGGCGGUAUAUGUGCGGCACGUCUCGGCCGGGCUGGUCCGCGAGGGCGGGAGCUGGUCGUUUGGCGACUGGAGCAUCGAUGUCUGGCUGCCGAGGCUCGAACUGCUCCCAGGCGUGGUCCUGGACGAUCUCGAGAUCUCGCUGCGCAAAAUCACCAUGCUUGAGGUGUUUGUCGAGGCUGCCAUCAACCUCCCCAGCCCUGCGGACACCAUUUGGGUGUCUCUGCAGAGCCCAACCACGACGCAGGGCGGCCAGCUCCGGCUCGAUGUGCCCGGCGGGGUCUCGGUCCAGAAGGUCCUUGAUGCGUUCAAGCUGGGUAAUUUCGACCACGUGCCGCUGGUCGGCCAAGUUCUUCGCACCGAGCUCAUAUCGAUGGAGAUGUCGACGAGCGUGUCGGAACCGGGCAGGCCGCUGUCUGUGGACGGCUUUGCCAUCAAGCUGCGUCACCCGCUCAUCAAGAUUGGGCCGCUCGAGUUUGAGGAUGUCACGUUUCACUUCGACAUGUAUCUUCCGGCGAUACCCGACGAGGACGGAGGCGGCGAGAUUGUGCCCGGAGUGUUUGAGAAGACCCUCUUCCUGGCGACAAACCUGUUUGGCGGCGAUCUGACAGCGACCGUCACCUACAGAAGCGACAUCGCCAGGCUGGCUGCUGCGCUGAAGCCAGUGAACAAGGUCACGAUCGGUAGGAUGCUGCAGGCCUGCCUGCCGGACGCUUUCCCUGGGUUAGCUGUGUUGGAGCCUGUCGCGGACGACCUGCAGCUCAAGGGCUCGAGCAUCGAAUUCUCCACGGCCGGGGGGCUGAGCAUUCGCCAUUUCGACUUUCACGUUGCCGACGAGACGACGCUUGAAGUGCAGAGGCUGGUUCUCCGACAGGUCGUGGUCGUCUAUGACGUGGCCGAGAGCAGCGGAGCCCCGGCUCUCGAGGGACCGGACGGACCGGACGGACCGGACGGAACUGAAGGGGGCGACCACGGCGUGUCAUUGUCGUCAAAACUGGACAUUCUCGCCAUCAUCGAGAAGAAUCCCGUCAGCGCCAGGAUCGUCAUCCGCUCUAUCACGAAGCCAGACAACAAGACCCUCGCCAUGGGCAUCUACCCCGCGGGAACUAACAGCCUAACCAUGAGCCGCCUGUUGACGUUGUUUGGUUGGAAUAUUCUACAGGUCGACUUUGCUCACCCCGAGGCGUAUCCCAGAGUCUUUGACGUUGCCAUCGACGCCGUCGAGGGCGAACUGACUCGCGACGAUGACGAGCAGCAGCAGCAGCCAGAAGGUCAAGUCGCCAGCAAGAAGAAGAGCAUGUCCCUCAAAAAGUUCCGCAUUGCCGCCCACACCACCGAGUCCAUUCCGGUCCUGGGCACAAACCCUGGAAUCGAGAUUCUCGAAAUCGGCCUCGAUCUUACAUACGAUGUCGCGAAGAAGACGGCGCCUGCCGACCCUGCCGCAGAGGCUCCCAAGUCUGGCCUCGGCGGCAUCCUGUAUGGCAAACUCAAGAUUGGCAAAGUGUACCUCGACGUGGCCUACGUCAUGGACAAGACGGGCGAGAAGGUCUUUUACGCUCAGGCCAAUCUCUCCGAGGUCCUUGGCCUGCCGCAGAACGAGGCUGCGAGGGACGAGACCAAGGAGGAUGCUCCCGGCGGCCUCGACCUGUUCGCCCUAGCCGAGGCAACCUCCAUGUCCCGCACCUCGGUGUCUCUGCUUGAGAUCAACGACAAGAAGACCAUGACUCCCACCAUGAUCGCGCCGGCCACCAUCGGCGCUCGUGUGCGCCUGAUCCCGACCAGCAAGGUCGAAGUCUGGGCCUCUGGAGACAGACUGUGGCGGGGCGACGUGUGCGGCGUCCAGGUCGAGCUCGAAAACAUCCUAGCCUUGUUCCGCUACACGCAGGGCGCAUUCCGAGGCAGCUCGCAGGACCGCGACCCGGCCGUGUUUGAGGGAUACCUUCGGGGCAAGUUCGAGUUCAAGGGGUACACGACCGCGGCAAGCGCCGAGGCGCAGCUGUCCAUCGGCCCGAAACGCAAUGCCACCUUCACUGCCCUGCUGGAGAGCGGAAACGGCGAUGCGAAGGUGUUUGAGCAGGUGGCAGACGAUGUCGCCGCGUCUGACACGGGAGCGAGUGCCUGGAAGGACUUGGUUCCCGCGUUUAGCGAUCCCAUGGCACUCGAGCAGGGGUCGAAACUAUUCCUCUUUGCCGACUUCAAGAGCAAGAAGCUCUUGCUCACAGCCGCGAUCCAGGGAUUCGGGUCUGCUCUGCUGCUCGGCCAGGAGGUGCCGGCCGAGACGGAAGGCGGAGCUCCUGCGAGGAAAUACAUCGUCUUCCUCGAGGUGCGAGAUCUGGCCAAGCUGUGGGCCAGUACCAAGGACGACGUCACGGACCAAUUCAACAUCUCGAGGGUUGCCGUCCAAGUCGUCGGCUACAAGACCACCCUGAAGCAGCUGAGAGAGGACAUCACAGUGGCGGAUACCAGUAUCGAACAAGGAAAGGAUGCUGCUGCAGGCGGUGACACUUCUGCAGGCGGUGACACUGCUGCAGGCGGUGACACUGCUGCAGGCAAUGACACUGCUGCAGGCAAUGACACUGCUGCAGGCAAUGACACUGCUGCAGGCGGUGACACUGCUCUCCGUGCAACUCUCGAUCCCCUGACCGCCGAACCUGCCAGGAUGGCCAAGGAGCUCUUUGCGAACAUGCCCGAGACCAUGGUUCUCCAACCCGGUGCAUGGUUCAUUGCAGACAUCAGCCUGGGACGGCAGAAUAGCAAGAGCAUGACGAGCGUCGUUGCGCUGGAUGCGUCGAAUGCUAGUGCCGACACGCCGCCAACCGUUCGUCUUUACGCUCGCGUCGUCAAAAAGCCACAAGGAGCCGCCCCAGGGCAGGUGGAGGGGGAGCAAACCGAGUACGGCAUCGACAUUCGCAACCUCGAGAUCUUUGGCGGCAUCGCGACGCUCGAUGGGCUUGGGAAAUACCUUCCUUCGAAACAGGAACUCGACAUUGCCGCGCAGCUACGCCUCCAGCUUUCGGAUGCCGCAGGUGAUGCCGCAGAUGGUGACUUGUUGGUUUUCGACGUGGCUCUGAAGAUGAACAAGAAGACAACAUCCUUUGAGGUCGGCACCGAAACAACAUCCAGCCAGAGCAUCGCCAACCCCUUCGGCGGCGGCAUGUUCAAUGUCAAGCUAGAAGGGCUCAAGAUUAAAGGGUCUUCGACCAGGGUGGACGGGGGCAUCAAGCGCGAGUGCACCAUCUACGGUGCGGCAUUGCUCGGCUCAGACGGUGACAGCAAAGCCCGCCUCCUCGGCUUGAUUCACUUUGAGGGCGGAAAGCCUGUUGUUGCCGUGGUCGAGUUCACGCGCAAGGUCGUGUCUAGGAGCCCACCCCCUGACGACGGGUCCCUAGUUCUCACCGAGACGCAAACUGGCACCGUCAGUAUGACCGACAUUUACUCGGACCUCCUCCAGCCCAACGUCGGCGCUGACGACUCUCGUGGCUCCUGGCCCGACGACUGCGACGACUUCCAGCUCAAGGAGGCGUAUAUGAGCUACAACAGGACCAGCGCAACGGUGGCCGUCGGACAGCGAGCGUACGAUCCCGGAUUCUACAUGUACGGAUCGUUUGACAUCUUCCGGCAGCCUAUCUCUUGCUCGCUCAGGAUCAAGGAAAGACGUCAGGGCUUUGUGCUCAAGGGCAGCUAUGCCAAGACGCUAGAUCUCGGCAUUGUCAAGUUCACGGGGUUCCAGGACUUGGCCAGAGGGAGGAACAUCGAGGGUCUGACAGUAUCGCUCGAGACCACUGACGGGAAACUAGCCUAUGGCGUCGAGAGCGGCUUGACCCUGUUCGAGUUUGACAACAUCUACUUCAGCCUCAAGUACGUGUCUGCCGCAUCCAAGUCCGAUCGCAAGUUUGAAGGGCUGGCGGCGUACAAGGGCGAGAUCCUCGGAGUCCAGGAUCCCGAGGUGCACUUCGCCCACCAGGACGGUAGGUGGAGCUUUUCGGGGUGGAAGAUCAAGCGCAACGCGUACUGGAACUCGGGGAAGAUGCCGUCCCUUGGCGAUUUUUCGAAACUGCUGCAAGGCGACGACGUCGACAACGUGCCCAUCGACGUGGACAAGGCCGUGCAGCUCGGCUCCCGGGACGAUAGCAAGAAGACGUGCGGCGAGCUCGUCAAAUUCGCCAUUGGCGAAUUGGUCAAGAUGCAGUUCGAAUUCGAGCUCGCGCUGCCGGCCACGGACCAGGACGACAUGCAGAACCGGACUGGCGAGACGAAGGGGUUCCGGUUCGUCGUCAAGUGGUCGUACAGCAUCACCGUCAACGAGAGCUUGACCGGAAAGGACCACGUCAUCGGCACCAAUCUGCACCUGCAGGACUUUGAGUUUGUCUUGCCCUUUGAGGGAUUCAAGCCCACCUUCGGCGGACUUUUGUUGUAUCUCUGGAAUAAGGUGCUCAGCCCCGAAAACCUCGCCGAGAUUGGCAAGAAGCUGCUCGAGCCCGAGGUGCUGGGCAAGUUGACAGGUGUGAUGGUUCUCGAGAAUCUGGUCCCCAAGCUGAUCGAGAAGCUGGUUUGCCGUGAGCCCAAGGACGCCGAGAAACUCAAGGAGCGGGCCAAGAAGCUGCACGAGGAAGAGACACAAGACAAGAAGGACGACUUGGAUGACGGCCAAAAGGACCUGGACGACACGAAGGACAAGGCCGAUGGCAAGGAGCCAGAGAACCCAGACCCGAACCCGAACCCGAACCCAACCUCGGAACCGGGAGGACCCAGUGGUCCUAGCGGACCAAGUCUCCCGGUCCCUCCAGUUCCGCCGAUUCCCAUCCCGAUUCCCAUCCCUUCCAUCCCGUCGCUCCCGUCAGGCCCGUCUAGCCCAACCAGUUCUAGUCCGACGAGCCCUACGAGCCCAACCAGUCCUGCCAGUCCGACGAGCCCGACGAGUCCCACAGGUCCAGAGCCAGCUCCCGACCCGUCUCCAGUCCCAGCUCCCGACCCGUCUCCUCCAGUCCCAACUCCUGAUCCUUCCAUCCCCGUCCCGGGGCCUGGUCCAUCCAUCCCGACGCCUGGCCCCGGCCCUGGCCCCAGUGUGCCAGUUCCAACACCCGACCCAUCGAUUCCAGUGCCGACACCCGACCCAUCGAUUCCAGUGCCGACACCAGGACCAUCGGUCCCUGUACCAACGCCAGACCCAAGCAUACCGGUGCCUACGCCCGGUCCCAGUAUCCCAGUGCCCACGCCAGACCCCGGUCUCCCCACGCCUACGCCCGGUCCCGGCAUACCGGUGCCUACGCCAGAUCCAGGUAUUCCUACACCAACGCCUGGCCCAAGCAUCCCGGUCCCGACGCCAGACCCAGGCAUUCCGACCCCCACGCCCGGUCCGGCAAUCCCGGUACCCACACCUGAUCCAGGUAUUCCCACGCCAACGCCAGACCCGGGGAUUCCCACGCCAACUCCCGGCCCAGCAACCCCCGUGCCCACGCCAGACCCAGGCCCUUCGGUUCCAGGCGAGCCCGGCACGGGCACAGAUCCCUCGGCGAGCCCCGAACCCACGCCAUCCGCAUCCCCCGAGCCAAGCAGACCGUCAUCGCCCGAGCCGCAGCCCCAGCCGCAGCCCCAGCCCGAGCCCCCGCAGCCGCCGAGGCCAGACUACGGCACCUACAGCCUGCUGGCCGUCAUCUCGCUCUACGUCGCCGCCGUGCGCAAGAUCGAAGCCGUCACCCCCGAGGACGUGCGGUCCGGCCGGCUGGGCUUCGUGCUUUCCAAGUGGGCCGAGGCCGGCGGCGACGCGGCUGCGGCCGUCGAGCAGCGGUACCAGGAGGUCCUGGCCAUGAUGCUGAAGGCGCAGCAGGCGAAACAAGAGACCAAGCGCGCCAUCCAGCGGAGGAUGAACCUGCGGGAUGCUGACGAGGAUUUCGACAGCGGCGUUACCGCGGCAUUCGUGGAGCCGGUCCCUGAGGGCGGUGGUGGAGAGGACGGAGACGAGUUUAUCGAUGUCGACCUGAGUGCCGUGUUGCCCCUUCCGAAAUGGGUGCACGAGAGUGACUACGCCGGCGUCGAGUGGCAGGUUUGGUUGGCGGCCGAGAGGGCGGCGAGGCCGCCAGAGGUGGAGAGCAGCGACGAGUUUUUCGUCUUCGGCGGAAAGGAACGAGUCCUGAGGUGCCCGAGCGGCGACUUUAGGUAUCGCGAGGCCGCCUACGUCUGGGUCAGGAUGUACGCCAGGGAUGGGGAAUUCGAGUUCGCAGCCAACGUGUGGGCACGCACGGCGGCGGGACACGUGCCGUGGCUGCGGCCCCCGCGCGGCGUGCAGCUGGGCGUCACGCCGCUGGGAGACGCGGCUGUCGUCGAAGUGCCGCCGGUGGACGAGCUCGCGAGCGACUGGGACGUGGCCCUCGUCCGGCCGGGCAGCGGCGGCAAGGAGGUGCUGUGCCGCGGCGACUUUUCCGUAGCCGACACGACGGGCCCGGGCAAGUUCGUCGUCACGGCCGAAUGCUUCGGGUAUAACGCUGCCUGGCCGGCGGCUGUGGUGGCGGCGCGCGUGCGGCAGCGGCCGUGGGACGACAAAGUGCGUCAUGCCAGCGUGCCGGUCGAGUCGUUCCAGAACUUGGCCGUCAUUGCCGCGCCGGCCGACGUGCAGGCGCGGAUGAGCGGGUCGAGUGUCGUGGUGUCGUGGACCGGCGCUGAUUCGGUGGACAUUCGUAUGUCCCAUGAGGAGACGAAGCGGGCUGUGGGCUACGGCAUGACGGCGCCGCCCGUCGUGGACGCGCAGGGCCGGUAUUCCAUGGCGGUCGUGCCGGUGGAUGUCGUCGAGGGCGAGGUCGUUUCGGUAGUCGUGAGCGCGACGUCGAGCUCGGCUGCGCCGUCGGUGUGUUUGCUGGCCAGGGCGAGCGUGACGGUGGCGUAUCCGCUUGAGCUGGUGAUUGCGGACGAGUCCAACUUGGAUCUCGAGCGGAACGUGGUGACGUUGGUGGUCGAGGGCAAUAAGCCUUUGAGCAAGAGUCUGGCGUGGAAACUGGGCACGAUUCCUGCGGGCAAUGUAAACGGGCUUGCCCCUGACGCUCAGCUCAGAGACGUCGUGCCGCGUGCUGUCCAUGACAGGCGGGCGGUGCUGCGAACGAGCGUACCGGCCGAGACACUGGAGAGUGGUGCAAGGAUUAUGGUGCGCGCAGGUUCUUCUGACUCGGCGCCCUGGGCCUUGCCGUUCGCCGCUGCUGGUGGUGUCGGCAUUGGACAAGUCAGCUGCGUCUUUGAAGGGGCGUCGGCCGUGGUGGUGUCCUGGAACCAGGGCAGACAAAGCGUCGACGUCGCCUUGACGCUGCUCUGCGAGACGGCGCCGUUCAGCAUGCUGGAACAGACAGUGUCGAGCACGUUCAAGAAGUGCAGGUUUGAGUUGAGCACGGUGCCGCUGGCAGGAACCGUGCUAGUGUGUUUUUAUGUGGUCAAGAUGGCCCAGGUUACGGGGAAGCGGGCCCGGUUAGAGGUUACCGUCCCCGGUGCCUAGUUUGGCUGGACGAAUGUUGUUUGCUUUGUCUCUUCUACCGGUGCUAAGCCAAAUUCCUUCUAAUUUUGGAAAGCUUUGAUCUCUCGUUAGCUCCUUGGUGUUCUAAUUAAUAACGGGGCGUGGAGCCUGUGGCAAUGGCUGUGAAUGGGAAAUGUUUAGGCUUGUGUGUACGUUUGCUAGAUCUGUCUCUACACUUUCCAAAUCCUGGAAGCUCAAAUCCAAUCUCGAUACCAAUAGAAUAACUAACAGGUGUCUUGCACCUCGC